Molecule: messenger RNA, 534 nt
Organism: Fulvia fulva
Lineage: Eukaryota; Fungi; Ascomycota; Dothideomycetes; Mycosphaerellales; Mycosphaerellaceae
Exons: 1
Coding region: 1-534 (177 amino acids)
Source: RefSeq, a predicted model, not a curated record
AUGCCAGAGUCACAUGGUGAACACAAGCCAGGCAUCAGAACAGAGCAGAGUCCAGACAGUGGGUUUGGUAAUUCAGAAGGCGUGAAGCUAAAGCAACAUCGCCCAGAGACUACGUCCGACAAUGAGACCAAGAUGGAGGAAGCAAGUACCUCGCGCGCAACGUCUCGUCGCAGACGCGAAACCACAGCAGCACAAGACAUGGAGGCUUUCUUGGGCCAGUCACGUCCUGUGCAUCAAGAUCUUGUCACUGGAGGGCGCGAUCAGACCUCGAGCGAUAUCGAAGAGGGCCGUCGGGGGAUGGAAGGCGUGAUCAACAUGCUGCGGACACAGAUAGCGGAGAUGAUGCACGACCUUGGAGGCGGACGGUCGAUGAGCGGUGAUGAGGCGAUAGACCUGAUGAACCAGGUGGAAAGGAAGAGGAAGAGGAAGGCCGAAUACCAGAACUUCCUUGGUCUUUCGGUAACACUACCUCCUAAGUUUGAGCCAAGGAAACCUCGUCCAGUUGUGGUCAAGGAAGAGCCGAGUGAUAGUUGA